GAGCCCCUUCCGGCUAGAGCAGUGACGCCGGUUUCGCACGUGUGUUUCUUCUUCGGAAUUCCCGGAUUACCCCUGCCCCUGGUGAAUUGGUCGGGCCUGGGUUCCCCUGCAGAUUAAAGGAUGAAGGCGAGAAGAAAUAAAAAACAGGUCCCAAGCUUUCGGAAGUUGCUAAAAACUAGUAAAGUCAAACUUGAAAACAAGCUAAAAAACAAACAAUUUAAACAACAAAGCACUCUCAAGAAGUACCGAAAAGAACAGAGGAAACUAAGACAAGCUGUAAAAGAUGCUGUGUCUAAGAAACCUAUUCCAUUGGAGGACCCAAAGGAAAAACGACCAGGUAAAAGGAUUGAGAGGGAAGAGGAAGAAGAGGAGGAAGCCCUUCCUUUAGAUAUGAUGGAUGAAGAUGACUUACAGUUAAUGAAGGAUUUAGGGCAAAGAGCGUCUUUUCUAACGAGAGAUCUUUCUUCUAGUGAGCCUGUUCACGCCAGGAAGCGGAAGCAUGAGCAUGUUAUAGAUAAAUAUGAAAAAAUACCAAGAACUCUGCAAACUGCACCAGAGAAGGAACUGAUUCACUUACUUCCUAUUAAAGAUAAAAGUGGUAUAAUCCCACAGACGAGAGAGAAACCAGUUAUUGACAGUAACCAAGAUGAAGAGGAUCAAGAAGAGAUGGAACCUGAAGAAGAGAUCAUUGAAGAACCCAUUAAAGAGCUGACAUUAGAAGAACAUUUAAUUGAGAGGAAGAAGAAACUACAGGAGAAGAAAAUGCGUAUCGCAGCCUUGGCAUCUGCCAUAUUAUCAGAUCCAGAAAGUAAUAUUAAAAAAUUGAAAGAAUUACGUUCCAUGCUGAUGGAACAGGAUCCUGACGUGGCUGUUACUGUUCGAAAGCUGGUGAUAGUUUCUCUGAUGGAGUUAUUUAAAGACAUUACUCCUUCUUAUAAAAUACGACCCCUAACAGAGGCAGAAAAAUCUACCAAGAUCCGCAAAGAAACCCAGAAGUUAAGAGAAUUUGAAGAAGGCCUGGUUAGCCAGUAUAAAUUUUACUUGGAAAAUCUGGAGCAAAUAGUUAAAGACUGGAAGCAAAGGAAGCUGAAGAAAAGUAACGUGGUUUCCUUAAAGGCCUACAAGGGACUGGCAGAGGUGGCUGUGAAGAGCCUGUGUGAGCUGCUGGUGGCCCUGCCUCAUUUCAACUUUCACAAUAACAUCAUUGUACUGAUUGUCCCUCUCAUGAAUGACAUGUCAAAAUUGGUAUCUGAAAUGUGUUGUGAAGCAGUAAAGAAACUCUUUAAACAAGAUAAAUUAGGCCAAGCAUCACUCGGUGUAAUUAAAGUGAUUUCUGGUUUUGUGAAAGGCAGAAAUUAUGAAGUUAGGCCAGAGAUGUUAAAAACAUUCUUGUGCCUAAGGAUCAAAGAAGUAGAAGUGAAAAAAGAUACAGAGGAUAUUAAUAAACAAAAAAAGUUCAUGACUUUCAAGGAAAAGAGAAAAACUCUAUCAAGAAUGCAGAGAAAGUGGAAGAAAGCAGAAGAGAAACUAGAGAGAGAGCUUCGGGAGGCAGAAGCUUCGGAGAGUACUGAGAAAAAACUUAAACUGCACACGGAGACUCUGAAUAUUGUGUUUGUGACCUACUUUAGAAUAUUGAAGAAGGCCCAGAGGUCACCUCUCCUGCCAGCAGUUCUGGAAGGUCUUGCCAAGUUUGCUCACCUUAUAAAUGUGGAGUUUUUUGAUGAUUUAUUAGUAGUUCUACAUUCUCUCAUUGAGUCUGGUGACCUAAGCUAUCAAGAAAGUCUUCACUGUGUCCAGACUGCUUUUCAUGUUCUUUCUGGGCAAGGUGAUGUUCUGAAUAUUGAUCCAAUGAAAUUCUAUACACAUCUUUACAAAACACUGUUCAAGUUACAUGCAGGUGCUACGAAUGAAGGUGUUGAGAUCGUCCUCCAGUGCCUUGACGUCAUGCUGACUAAGCGCAGAAAGCAGGUUUCUCAGCAGCGGGCCCUUGCCUUCAUCAAGCGCCUUUGUACCCUUGCUCUUCAUGUGCUUCCAAAUUCAAGCAUUGGCAUUUUAGCAACUAACAGAAUAUUAAUGCAUACUUUUCCCAAAACAGAUCUGUUGCUUGACAAUGAAUCUCAGGGUAGUGGAGUUUUCCUUCCUGAGCUGGAUGAACCUGAGUACUGCAAUGCUCAGAACACUGCUCUUUGGGAAUUGCAUGCACUGAGGCGACAUUACCAUCCUAUAGUGCAAAGAUUUGCAGCUCACCUCAUCGCUGGAGCCCCUUCCGAAGGCUCGGAAGCACUCAAACCAGAGUUGAGCCGAAGAUCUCCUGCAGAACUUUUUGAGGCUUAUAGCAUGGCAGCAAUGACAUUCAAUCCUCCUGUUGAAUCUUCAAAUUCCAAAAGGAAGGAUAAAGUUUUACAAGGGGAUUCAUUUUUAAGUGAAGAGAUAAGUCAACUAAUCAAAAGACAUUGUAGUGAAGUUGCUACUCAGUCGCCUCUGGAUUUCACCAAAUAUUUGGAAACAUCAGUACGAACCUAAAAAGCCCUGACCCAGGAUAAUGGGAUGUGCAGAAGUUCUGGAGGAGGCAGUUUCCUGUAUUUGGCCUCGUCUGUUUUGAAAGAGCUUUCUUUGUAAGUGUAUACGGGGCACCAGUUGUUUCAGGAGCUGCUCCUUAAACAUUGGCUCAAUGUAUCAGCCUUCUUUGGGGCUGUUACAAGUCAAAUUUGGCCCUGUCAAGAGAUAUUAAUAAAUUCUUUAAUUAUGAGCUUCUACAAAUAUCUGAUUGUGAUGAAGACAGAUGCUGCAGCUCUGUAGUAUAAGCAACAAUGCCUUCACUGCGCAGGUGGUCUCUUGAGAAUUUUAAAUCUUACAACUGUGAUGGAACAGGUGAAAGGUGGGCGUUAAUAAUCCCUUGGGUUCGUUAAGAAACUAAGUGAAAAGAAGAAAUCUAUGUUUGGUUUCCUCACAUGCUUUUUCUUUUUUUAAAUUCAGGUUCUAUAUAAAUUGUUUUAAGAUAGAAUGAAAUUUACUCUGUAUGUGAGCACCAAGCAGUAAGCUGGCAACCAAAGGCAUGAGUUACCGCAGGCUGUUAUGUCAUUUUGCUUUCUUUUUAAUCAUUACAUCCUGGAUGCCAGAUUUUCAUUUUUUAAUUGAGGCAGAAGAAGUUGAGGUUGUUGAGAGUAAAUCAGACCUAAAUUAGAAGAACAUCAAACUAGAAAUCCAAAGGAGUAAAAGCUGAGUGGCCCAUAGCAGCCCUUCAAGAAUGUUCAUGUGAGUUACCAGUAAUUAAGACAGUUCUGUGUCUGAUGAAAUAAGGCUGUUGUAGUUUGGGCAAGUUUGUUGUCCUCUUGGGGCCUUUAGUUAUCUACAAAAUAAGGAGAUCUAAAAUUAUCAGUGCUGAAGUGAUGUGUGUUUUCAGAGCCCUUUUCCUGCAGGGUACCAUUCCUACCUGCCUCAGGGACAUCCUCCUCUUGGAAAGGACAAACGACAGUGUACAGACUGUGUCUUACAAAGUAGUGUAAGUUGACCCCCCCUCCCCCGUUUCAGAACAGUGCAAUGACUCAGAAUACCUGGGUAAAACGUGCUACCCUUGCUCACUGUCGAUAGUCUAUCGUGUCACUGGAGGACAAGCCGCCCACAGGUUUCUCCUCCUUGUUUUGGACAUUUUCGGAGGCCAAGACCUGAGAAGGUGAUGUGAGUCCUCGGGGCUGUUUAGUCGACUUGGUGAGCUUCUUGAGUUCGCUUGCAAAAGAGAUGCCUUUUCUUUUGUCUUCUCGGGAUGCCUGUGGAAAACGAGAAUCUUCCAUUGGUAUUAGGUUAAAGCCAGGGUCCCCAAUCACAUGACACUAUCAGAAAAAGCCCUUUCCUCUUCCCUUUCUAGUAAGUAGAGCUUUGGAAAGCAGGGCUGAGGGACUCCCCUCUCAGGACUGUGGAAGCUCAGAGGGGAAGACAUUUCUUUCCACACAGUGAAAACAGCCAAACAACAUUCUUCCGACUAAUUUCCUUGACUCGGGAACUUUCCCGUAGAUUUCACUAGCUCCUGAAUUUGAUUACACUGUAGUUAUGAAUAUCAAAUAAUUUGCGAAGAGAGAAAAAUAACCUUGCACUUUACCUGCACUUGUUCCUUUAGCUUAAGGAUGAAUUUUCCUGCACCUUUCCACCUGCUUUGAGCUUGAAAAACACACUCCUGAUCCAAAAGGACACGCUGGGAGGACUUUGGGGUAGAAGACUUCCUGUUGGCAGUGUCUUUCACCACCUCUUCCAAAAGCACAUAAUCACCCGGGUUCGGGUUGCUCAAGAUGCUAUAGGAAUAUUUGGCUUUGCAUAAGGUCUGAAAGACAAGUUAUGAUCAACUGAAUAAAGACACACUAUCUCCAACACCUGCUUCACUGUAAGAUGAGACUUUGAGG
Lagenorhynchus albirostris (white-beaked dolphin) is the source of this 4394-nucleotide messenger RNA. It is a transcript of the gene NOC3L, whose product is annotated as NOC3 like DNA replication regulator. The record is from RefSeq and is a predicted model, not a curated record. The transcript has 22 exons. Gene Ontology annotation, cellular component: nucleolus. Gene Ontology annotation, molecular function: chromatin binding. Lineage: Eukaryota; Metazoa; Chordata; Mammalia; Artiodactyla; Delphinidae. Gene Ontology annotation, biological process: DNA replication initiation. The coding region runs from base 121 to 2523 and encodes 800 amino acids.